AGAUAGUAAUUAUGUAGGUAUUUAUUGGUUUGUCAGUUGUUACUUGUUAUUUGUUCUAGUUUUCGGUGAAACGUGGAUUCAACAAGUGUAUUGGGUAGUUCAAUUUUUUCAACACCAUGGUCACAUUAAAGUUUUAUUAUGACUUUUUGUCACAACCAUGCAGAACUUUGUACAUAUUUAUGAAGAAAACCAAAAUCCCGUUUGAACCAAAACCAGUAAAUUUGAGACAAGGAGAGCAUCUCACUAAAGAAUUUGUAAGCUUAAAUCCGUUCAAGAAAGUACCUUUUAUUGAUGACAAGGGAACAGUUUUAAUAGAAAGUGUUUCAAUAUUACGUUAUUUGUGUCGAACAUAUAACGUAGCUGACCAUUGGUAUCCCAAAGACAUCCAAAGGCAGGCUCUUGUUGAUCAAUAUUUAGAGUGGCAACAUAAUAAUACUAGAGCUCAUUGUACUGAGUAUUUUCGGCACAAGGCAUUAUGGCCGCUAAAAACUGGCCGGGAAGCAAAUACUGAAAAGGUUACAGUACUAGAAAAUAGAAUGAUUGAAAAUCUAAAUUUAUUAGAAAAUAUCUGGUUAAAAGAUAAACCAUUUUUGUGUGGAGAUGAAAUUUCUGUAUCUGAUCUUGUCGGUGCAUGUGAAGUAGAACAACCAAGAAUUGCUGGUUUUGAUCCAUUAGUGGAUCGUCCAAAUUUAACCAAAUGGAUAGCUAGAGUUCAAUCAGAGUUUUCUCCUUAUUACGAAGAAGCACAUCAAGUAAUCGAACAAACUGCUGAUGAAUACAAACGUUAUGUCAAUGAAUUAAGUAAAAAAAUUAGUCUGAACAAUAUGGCAAAAUUAAUAUAUUAUCACAACUUAUUGUCACAACCGUCCAGAGCAUUGUACAUGUUUUUUAAAAAAGCCGAAGUUCCAUUCGAAGGAAAGGUCGUGGAUUUACUGAAAGGAGAACAGUUCACAGCCGAGUUUGAAGCCAUAAAUCCAUUUAAAAAAGUACCAGUCGUCAACGCUAAUGGAUUUGUUCUUAUUGAAAGCAUAGCAAUUUUGCGUUACAUUUGUCGUACUUAUAACGUGGCAGAUCACUGGUACCCUAAGGACUCUGUGAAACAAGCACAAGUAGAUGAAUACCUUGAGUGGCAGCAUACAAAUACUAGAGCUGAUUGUGCUCUCUAUUAUUUACAUAAAGUUUUGUGGCCAGUUAUGAAUGGAAAACCGGUAAAUGAACAGAGAGUCGCUCAAUUAGAAAAAAAAAUGAUCACAACUCUAGACCUAAUAGAAAACGUUUGGCUGAAAAAUAAAACGUUUUUGAGUGGAAAUGAAAUUUCCAUUUCUGAUAUUAUUGCUAUUUGUGAAAUCGAUCAAACAAGAAUAGCUGGUUACAAUCCAUAUGCCAAUCGUCCAAAUUUAUCUAAUUGGAAAAUGAGAACGGCAACAUAUUUAAGCCCGUAUUAUGAAGAGGCCAAUGAAAUACUUGAAAUGCAUGUUGCUAAAUAUAAUAAAAAAUAUGGUAAAUUAAAUUCGCACAUUUAAUUUUACUUAUUGUACAAAUAAUGUCUUGUGCAAUAUUGAUUAAAUGUAGUAUAAUAUAGUUGCUUAUGGUUCUUUUUGUAUUUUGUAUGAGAACACAUUUUAAAUGUUUUUAUUUUUGUUCGUGUUAAGAGCCUUUGCUUGUUAUUUUAGUAAUUAUAAUUUUCAUAUGAUAUGGGAAAUAUUUUUAUAGUUUAUAUUAAUAGUUGGUUUUUAUUUUAUGAAAAAAACUUUUUUUGAAUAUCUUAUGAUCACCCUAUUUAGGCAUCAAGUAUUAUAAAUUGGCAUAUGUCAAUGUAAUUUUAUUUCUCCUCAUAUUUAAUUUUUACAUUUAGUGUUUUUUAACGGCACCAAUGAAGAUAAUUUAUAUUUUUAUUACCUUUAUGGCUACAUUUUUAACCAUGUCUCAUUUUUGUAAAUUAUAAUUAGAGCGAGGACUUAUAAUCUCUUAAAAUAGACAAAAUAUGUUGCUUAUAUUCUCUUAAAAGCUUGUAUAUAUGCUAUUUUAUAAAUUAUUUUAUAUUAUAUUAAUUUUUUUUUAAUCAAAAUAUGUACUUAUAUGCAAAAUUGCAAAACAAAUUUAAUAAAUAAUAACAUUAUAUUUUUUAAA
Molecule: messenger RNA, 2130 nt
Organism: Acyrthosiphon pisum (pea aphid)
Lineage: Eukaryota; Metazoa; Arthropoda; Insecta; Hemiptera; Aphididae
Product: glutathione S-transferase, theta class-like
Exons: 10
Coding region: 117-1523 (468 amino acids)
Biological process (GO): glutathione metabolic process
Cellular component (GO): cytoplasm
Molecular function (GO): glutathione transferase activity
Source: RefSeq, a predicted model, not a curated record